This is a messenger RNA of Electrophorus electricus (electric eel), 3642 nucleotides long. The record is from RefSeq and is a predicted model, not a curated record. Lineage: Eukaryota; Metazoa; Chordata; Actinopteri; Gymnotiformes; Gymnotidae.
CCCACGCCCCCUUCCAUCUGUAUCUAACGUGUACAGUGUUGGCGAUAUAAUACAGAUGAUCGAAACAUUAGUUUGGUACAGUGAAAUCCUAUUGAAAAAAUAUUCAAAUGGAAAAAGUUAGUUCUGCAUCACAUGUGAUCUUCCAAUGGAUGUUCCUGUACCUUUUACUCCUGUUGAACUCUCCUGUAUGUCUGAGUUAUUAUUCUGGAAAUAGAUAUCAGUUUGCUUGUGUGGGCCAGGAUGUUCAAAUUGCAGUUGAUUCAAGAUCAAGGCUUGUAACUUUUCACAGCACGGCGUGGCAGCGUCCAAGGAAAGUGGUGCUUGAAAACACCAGCGUUAAAGACCCACGGUAUGAGUGGAUGAGGAAUAUGACCUUGAUCAUCAGAAAUGUGACUUCUGAGGAUCAGGGGCUGUAUUCCAUAAAAUCCCCCAUCACUGGUUUCAGUUUUGAGACUGUCCACCUCACUGUCUCAGACUGCCUGAAGAGGUUCAGCCGCAAUUACGGGGAAACGUUCAAACUGGAGAUCCCACAAUAUGGAGACAUGUUGGAGUUUCUGAGCUCCUCUCAUUCACUUGUUCCUAAGCACUCUUCCUCUCCUCCUACUGUUCGCUCACCGGCAGAACCGGUCGUUGUGUGGACCACGGCCAAGUUCAAGGUUGGUGGGAAGAGCCAUGGACAUGUGAGGAAUCGGUAUUGGGUGAUAGAUAGUGUGGCUCCCAGUGACCAAGGCACCUACACUGUUAAAGACAGCAAUGGCACAGUGGUGUCCAGAAUCAGCCUUACUGUGAGAGCCCAUAUGUUUAAUCUCACUCUCUCCAGUAAGGAGUCCCUGUUUGUCCAGCUGUGGGGGCUGGUGCCUGGGGCACGGCUAUUCUUUAGUCCGACCCUGCGUGCCAUCCCAACCACGCCCUCCGUGGUGUUCCGAGAUGGGGGCAUCGUGGACAGUGAGAGCCACUACCGAGGCCGACUCUCACUAUUGCGUAAUGACACAGGCGUAUAUGUGGUGAUCAGUGCACUCAGUGGAAAGGACGAUGGAAUAUAUGAGUUGUGGGAUGCAAAAGGCAAUUUGGUGUCUAGGACUGUGAUUACAGUCAAAGAAAGGAAUACUAAAUGGAGAGGGGUAAUAAAGUCCAUCAGUGUGCCAUCAGGGAUGUUUGCAACUUUGGCAGGUUUCAUACUCUUCAUGAAGAGGUAUCCCAGGUGCAGUGUCACAAACAUACUGAGUGGCCUCAGAGACCGUCACUGUUCAACCCGCGCAAACUCUGGCACACUGCAGAGCCAGGACUACAGACAUGAUACAGCCUAUUUUUCAGACUCUUCUUAUGGCAGUAGAGCUUCAGUUAAGAGGAAUUCAAGCCCAUCUUAUUCUGGUUACCUUUCUAUUAUUGAUAAUACAGAAAAUAAAUCACCUUCCCCUUUGAGAAUGGGAUACAUAGAUGAAGAAGCCAGAACUGACUCAGCUGGAAAUCAUGAAGAGGAGAUGAUCAAAGAGCAUGAUCUUGAGAAAAAGAUAUCAGUUUCAGUUCCUGGAGACUCCAAUUGGCUCAAGCCAUCAGAUGUUUGCAUUCAGUUUGAUAUUGGGAGGAAGGAGGGAAGGGGAGUCGAAAAGAAUGAGGAAGAACACCAAGAUUAUUUCUCUAUACUACCUCUAAACACUGACACUUCUCACCUCUGUAGUGUUUACACCUCUGAAAAACUCAGCUUCCAUUAAGGGACCAGAGCAUUUACUGAUAGACUCUAGAUGAGAAAGCAUAGGAAUUAAAAGGAAAGUCAAGCAGUAGAGGAAAAAUAAAAAGACUUACUAACAAAAAUAUGCUGUGAAACAGGUGAAUAAAAGAAAUAAAAUGUGUCAUUAUAAGACAAAUGAAAUGUGAUUAUUAAAGUGCAAUGCCUUUUCUGUCUUGCAAUAAUAAUGUAGUACCCCCUUGCCCUUAAAAAUUCUUAAAGGAACGUUUUAAGAAAUCAUGUCCUAAUAACACAUGCCACAUUGUUUUGUUGAAUUUAGUCUGACUUCUGACAUAUUUGGUUAUGUUUUGGCAAACUGAGAUGCCACUUCACACUACUCCUACAUUUGCUAUGUCUGAAAGCCUUAUUAAAAUGCAGAUCAGAGUAAGCCCAGGCAGGGAAAUUUGAAUGACCACAUUCUCUUUUAAGUCAAAUUACCUAUUACAAAUCUGAAUUAUGUUGUACACCAUUGUGAAUUAAUUCCACAUCAAAGUAUGAUAUCCUGUUUUGAUUACUACUUUGAGUUGUUAUAGUAAAUAAUAAGACAAUGAUAAAAUAUUACAAUGUUUUGCAUACAAUUCACCCACUUGAAUGGAGGAUUCUUGUUAUUAUGUAGGAUGGGGUGAAUGACUAAGCAGUUUGAGUGUCUUAUACACGGCAAACAGUAUUCAGCUGCCUGUUGGUUAUGAUAGAUUAUUUUCAAGCGUUCAAGAGUGCAAAAAAUGAGGGUUCUCUGUGCUUUUCUGGGUCUUAUGCCCCUUAGAACUCAGGGAAAUUUAAAUACCUCACAGCCACAAUAUUAAAAAUAUUCCAAAUUUUUUGUCUGUUAGCAUCUCUGCAAAUAGCUACAAAUCACCCCCAGUUGCUUGGAUUCAGUAAAGGCACUGAUGACAAAGACUCUCAGACCCAAAUAACUGCAGUCCAGAGAUAUUAUGGGAUGAUAUCCUGUAACUGUCGAUAAAUUGAAGUAUGUACACUAUACUUUUAUCUCUUCUGGGUUGUUUUGAACAGCAAAAUUACAUUUCAUAAGAAUGUUUUUAAUCAAUGAAACCAGUCUGAACAAACUAGCUAUGCUGGUAGCUAGCUAGCGCACUCUGUUGACCUGCUUCAGUACAAUGUCAUUGCACAUAAAAAGUAUUUUGCAGAUUUUUUCACUUAAUGGCUAGUCAUUAAUGCACUGUAAUAUGCUUGUCAAAUGACCAGAAUAAGGCUGGGACUAAUGUUUGGCAAAAGGGUGCACAAGGUCUGCCAUGCCAUGCAAAUGAUUGUCAGAUUAUCAUGUCAAGCAACACUAUGGCUCAGUAUUUGACUAUAAAAGUCCUAGAUGACUUUUAUAAAAGUGAUGACUUCUUCAGCUCAGAAAUCUUACUUUAUGAACUGUCCUAUAUAUAUAGGAUUAUUCUAGGUAGACAGUUCAUAAAGUAAGAUUUAGUUAAUCUGUUUUUAACCUUUGAUGCAACCCUUAAAUUGUUAUAUACAUAAAUGUGUGUGUUCCCUGAGUAUACUGUAUUAGUGCUCUAUUUACCAAUGUCUGAUAACUGGCAGAAGUCAUGGGGAAAAGAUUGGUUUAAAUCAGUUUAUUUCAUUACAUUUUUUCAUACUACAUAUUAGCAAACAUAAUUCAUUAAGAAUCAUUUUUGAGCUAUGAUUAGUUUUGAAUUGUGUACUUUUGAUACAAAUAACUUCCUCAAAACAGACAAGCAAAGUAAUUUGUUCCAGUAGUAGUUUUAAUUGCAAUUUUAUUUGUGACCAUGCCUUUCUCUAAUAAAGCAACUCCUCUGCAGAGAUUAAUAGCCUAUUCCAUUUGUAAUAAUGUAUAUUUGUAUUAUAUACUAUAUUAUCCUUGAAAUAUUAUAUAAUAUACAAUAGAUAUUGCUAUAAAUGAAAGCAUCAAGAAUAAAAGAUUACAGUCUAUA